GUAAACAAAAGUUUGUGUAGCCGCGGGAGUUCCGCCGUUCCGGUCUUGUUUGAAAAAUGGGUCGUUGUUGUGCUCUGAAGUGCCGGAACAGAGCUUCCAGGGGAAUUCGCUUGUUCAAGCUGCCGAAAUCCCCGAGGAGACGGAAACUGUGGCUUUCAGGAAUCAAGCGUGGCGCGGGGUCGAAACCUCCCGACAGAACGUACCUUUGCGAGGACCACUUCGAGCGCUUCCAGUUCCAGACGAGGUGCUCUGACGGCUGGAAAAGGCUAAAAGUCACAGCUGUCCCGAGCUUGUUUCUGCAUUCUGAAAGUCAACAACCAGCGGCCAGGACCUCCGGAGCGACCCUGCAGGUCGGCCUGCUGACGCAG
This is a messenger RNA of Ixodes scapularis (black-legged tick), 368 nucleotides long. RefSeq names its product THAP domain-containing protein 7-like. Lineage: Eukaryota; Metazoa; Arthropoda; Arachnida; Ixodida; Ixodidae. The record is from RefSeq and is a predicted model, not a curated record. The annotation marks the transcript as partial. Gene Ontology annotation, molecular function: sequence-specific DNA binding. The transcript is spliced from 3 exons.